CCGAUUCCUUCCAGCUCCCUCCUUGUCUUUCAGACUUCAGUUUCAGUUCAGUUCAGUUCGAGUUUGUUUGUGCAUGCAUGAGUAUGCAUAUAUCACUCUGUUGUGAAUAUGAGUGAGGUUGGUGAUGAUGUUAGAGAGAGAUCUCCCCUGCAUGAACUGGGGGAGAGGGAGUGGCCGGUUGAGGGAGGGAGGGACAGGUUCAGGAUCAGGGUUCGGAGGAAUCUCUCCAGCAAGGGUCCCACGGUAAAUCGUGCGAAACCAGUUCGAGUUCUUAAUCCAGUAGCUCAACCAAAACCUGCCAAACAGAGAGUAAACAAUCCGUCCAAAACAUCCAAUUCGUCCAACCCAUCCUCUCCAGACUGUACCCGGAGACCUACUCCAGGAUCUCCGAACCCAGGACGGAACAAAACAUUUCUCCAACGUCCGUCCCGGCUUCCCGUUGUAUCCGUGUACAAUCCUAAAUCCUUAUCUCCAAGUAUUAUACAGCACACGGAGCUGAAACCCAACCGUCCCACCAACAAAUACCCCCUUCAGCCAGGUUCUUCUCCAGGUUUACCUUACUCUUCCUCUCCAUCCACCUCUCUACCAGCGAUAUGCUCCACUAUUGGAGAUUCCGACCAGGUGGCUGUAUCUCCUAUGGAUGCAAGCACCCUGAGACAAUAUAUAUCUUCUUCCCGUCCUGAUAGACAUGUAUCCUCUCCUAAACGUGGAGAUGUUACAAGAAGAGUUCCUUCGCCAAUCCUUAACUCUUACAGGAGAUCACCAAGCGUCUCGCGCCCCAGCAGCCCCGGUCAGCAGGCCGGUCGACCUACCAGCCCAGGUAGAAGAGGAAGUCGUCCACCAAGUCCUUCAAGACGAAGUAGUAGACCUCCAAGUCCGAAACACUCACUUAGAAGACAUCCUUCACCGAGUCAGUUAGAUCCGCAUCAGGCUGAGGCCCUGAGAAUGAGGAUAGGUAGGUUGAUGACGGUUCGGUUGUAUUUGCUCCAGCAGGUUGGAUCAAACUCAUUCCUAGUUGCAGGGACGGAUCAAACAAGCGCUAAGGAUCAUAGUUCUAGGGAUCAGAAUUCAAGGGAUCCAUCCUUCAAGGAGAGUAGGGAUCAAACCCAGCUCAAGUACAAAGUUAACAUAGGACCACAGGUUUGUAUUAAAGUUUUUUGUUUUAUACUGAAGAGAAGAUGCAAUUUUUGGAUUAGAUUAUUAAAAUUAUUUUUCAGGUCGAAGGUUUUGGUAAAAAAGUAUUCUUUUUAAAAAAGCAAAAAAACUCA
Eurytemora carolleeae is the source of this 1268-nucleotide messenger RNA. Its product is annotated as serine/arginine repetitive matrix protein 1. NCBI's taxonomy places the organism in Eukaryota, Metazoa, Arthropoda, Copepoda, Calanoida, Temoridae. The transcript has 4 exons. The record is from RefSeq and is a predicted model, not a curated record. Bases 109 to 1251 code for a protein of 380 amino acids.